Staurois parvus is the source of this 133-nucleotide messenger RNA. The record is from the annotation of a GenBank genome assembly. Lineage: Eukaryota; Metazoa; Chordata; Amphibia; Anura; Ranidae.
CCAAGCCAGGUCAGAUCAGGAGAGCAGGUGAGAAUAUCUAUUAGCCAAGCCGAGGUCAGAUCAGGAGAGCAGGUGAGACUAUCCAUUAGCCAAGCCAGGUCAGAUCAGGAGAGCAGGUGAGAAUAUCUAUUAG